CAAUCUCCUGUUUGUUUGGAAAACAGCCACACUUGCCAAAACCAACUUUUUACCCUUUUUUGCCCCCCCGGUGAACCCGUAACCUUACCUAAAAUCUUCCCUCCCCCCCCGCCAACAACCACCAACCCAAAUCUCGACAUCCUCCUCAGCCCAGCUAUACUCCAUACUCCAUAGAUACAUAUAUACCUACGUCAUUAAUCAUGCCCGACAAGGACGCCGGUACCCCGCGAGUCUUCCUCUACCGCCAUGGAGAAACCGAAUGGUCCAAAAGCGGCCGCUACACCGGCACCAGCGAGAUCGAACUCACCCAAGACGGAGUGAACCAGGUCCUCGCGUCGGGGAAGAUCCUCGUCGGCGCGGGCAAAUUGAUCGACCCCGCCAAGGUGGCCCGCGUGUUCGUCAGCCCGCGCAGCAGAGCCGUGCAUACCUUCCAGCUGGCGUUCACCGAGGCCGAUAGACAGGCCUUGACGGAUGCGGGCAAGGUUGACCGCACCGAGAGACUCGCCGAGUGGGGGUAUGGUCUGUACGAGGGCCUGCUGACCAAGGAGAUCCGCGCGCUGAGGAAGGAGCAUGGCCUCGAUGGCGAGCGGGCGUGGGAUAUUUGGGCCGAUGGGUGUGAGGGGGAGGGGGGGGAAUCCCCCCAACAAGUCACCGACCGGAUCGACAGCCUCAUCGAGGAAAUCCGCGCCCUGCACCAGGGCAACAUGCACGGCGAGAACCCUUCUGAUGUGGUUCUCAUCGCGCACGGCCAUACCCUGCGCGCGUUUACCAAGCGCUGGCUGGGCUAUCCGAUGGAGUUUCCCCUGUCCAUGAUGCUGGAGCCCGGUGCGGUGGGUGUUCUUAGUUAUCAGCAUCAUAGCAUUGAGGAGCCGGCUUUCUUGGUCGGGUAUGGGUUUCCGUUGGAGAAGUGAGAUGGAGAUGGGGGAUGGAAGGAGGGGGUAGGUGUGUAGACAUAGAUGGAAAUAUUUGGAUGGGUGGUGUGUGUCUUUAGAUUGUUAGGGUUUGUGGUUGAAUAGAUGCAUUGUUGUUAUACUUAUCUGGAUUCAGGAGGAGAAAGCAAGCAUCGACGUGGCUGCCUGUGCUGUCAGGCCGGACUGACGCAGAUACGGGUAUCUAUCCAUCCAUCGGUCGAUCGGCUGUCACUCUAUGAUGCAGGAUCUCUGGCCGUUGGCGAUGGCACACCCCUGGAAGGUAUAUACUGGGGCGGUGACGCCGACGCAGUUGAGUCUGUGGAGGGAGCAGAAUGCGAUGCAGGCGGCGCUGAUGCGCCCGUUCGUCGAGAUGGGGAAGAGGAUGGAGACGUUGUUGAUGCCGCAUAGGUGGCAGGUCCAGACAUACACUAUCAUUUGUCUGGUUCAGUCUUUAUUCUUUUAUAGUGUGAAGCGUUUUUGAAUGCCUG
Molecule: messenger RNA, 1399 nt
Organism: Aspergillus heteromorphus CBS 117.55
Lineage: Eukaryota; Fungi; Ascomycota; Eurotiomycetes; Eurotiales; Aspergillaceae
Product: histidine phosphatase family protein
Exons: 6
Coding region: 201-911 (236 amino acids)
Biological process (GO): ribose phosphate biosynthetic process
Molecular function (GO): sedoheptulose-bisphosphatase activity
Source: RefSeq, a predicted model, not a curated record